AGAUAUUGUAGCCACAUAUCCCAUAUAGUGAUUAUCUCUUAACGUAUCUCAAAAGUUUUUGCAUUUUUCUUUACUUCAUAUUUUGUUUUUGUAAGAUCAAUCAGUUUUUAUGAAGAGAAAAUGGAGAUAACAAUAUCCCAAUUGUGCUCUCGAGUUAAGUUUUCAUCAUCAUCAUCAUCAUCAUCACUUUUCUGUUUCUAUGGAAACAGUAAUAGAAACAACCUAAAUGGAGCUGUUUCAGUAAACUGCUUGAGAGAGAAUGAGCAGAUCAGUAAUAUUAGCUUCAUUGCGAAGAAACCAAGAAGUCAUGCACCGGUGGUGAGAACAACACGCGCCUCCUUGGAUGAGAAUCAAUCCCCAACUUCCGGAGGAGAACGGUGGCUUCUCAAACCAGUUGGCGAUGGAGACACAAGACACAUUGGUUACAAAGUGGCAAUGCCUGCUCCUUUUGAGAUCUCCUCUGGCCAAGUUACCAUCGGACGGCUACCGGAAAAGGCUGACGUCGUGAUUCCUGUUGCCACCGUGUCAGGAGUCCAUGCGACAAUCAAUACGAAUGAAAAGAACCUUCUUGUGACGGAUAUGAACAGCACCAACGGUACAUUCAUCGAAGACAAACGUCUAAUUCCUGGUGUUGCUGCUCCUGCCUUUCCCGGAACACGAAUCACCUUUGGAGAUACAAAUCUAGCAAUUUUCCGUGUUUUCAAGCUCCAAGAUAGUGAAGAAUCCAUAGAGAAACCAACUACAGAGUAACACAAAACCCGAGAAUUGCUUAUCUUUGCUUGCAAUUAACCGGUUUUUGUUGAAAUUCUAAGUUGUUUUACAACAUUGUUGAUUUAUAUAUAUAUGAACAAUAGCUUUUUAUAUAAUAUUAUAACAUAUAUAUUUUUGUUUUUG
This is a messenger RNA of Arabidopsis thaliana (thale cress), 894 nucleotides long. Its product is annotated as SMAD/FHA domain-containing protein. The record is from RefSeq and is marked reviewed. Bases 121 to 750 code for a protein of 209 amino acids. The transcript has 5 exons. NCBI's taxonomy places the organism in Eukaryota, Viridiplantae, Streptophyta, Magnoliopsida, Brassicales, Brassicaceae.